GGAAGUGAGGUUUUCGGCGGCGAUAUCUCCUCGGUAAGAUCUUAAGGAAUAAAAUAAAGCAGACACAAUUCAUCUCUAAAAAGAUUAUUUAUACCUUGGUAUUUGAAAUGCUUUAUGUUUAGAAUAGUAAUAAAAAUGGAAAAAGACAAAGUAAAUAAUGAUGGACAACCAGAUCCAGAGAGUUCCUUGGACUUUUCUGAACACUUUAACCAACUUGAGUUGUUGGAAACACAUGGACACCUUAUUCCCACUGGUACCCAAAGUCAGUGGGUAGGGAAUUCUGAUGAUGAUGAGGAACAAGAUGAAAAGACUGAAGAGUGGUAUCAAUUGCAAGAAAAAAAAAUGGAAAAAGAUCCAAGCAAAUUGCUUCUUUGGGCUGCUGAAAAAAAUCGGCUGAAUACAGUGCGGAGGCUACUUUCUGAAAAGGCCACUCAUGUGAACACUAGAGAUGAAGAUGAGUAUACACCUCUUCACCGAGCAGCCUACAGUGGACACUUAGAAGUUGUCCGUGAGCUAAUAGCACAAGGAGCAGAUGUUCAUGCAGUGACUGUGGAUGGCUGGACACCCCUGCACAGUGCUUGUAAGUGGAAUAAUACUAGAGUAGCAUCUUUCUUACUUCAGCAUGGUGCAGAUAUCAAUGCCCAAACAAAAGGCCUCUUGACCCCCUUACAUCUUGCUGCUGGGAACAGAGACAGCAAAGAUACUCUAGAACUCCUCCUGAUGAACCGCUACAUCAAACCAGGCCUGAAAAACAACUUGGAAGAAACUGCAUUUGAUAUCGCCAGGAGGACAAGUAUCUAUCACUACCUCUUUGAAAUUGUGGAAGGCUGCACAAAUUCUUCACCUCAGUCUUAACGGUUCUGAUCAUUUUCUUAAGUUUCUAAGUACCAGUGCCUCCUUUGUGUGAGAUGUCAGUAAUCCCCAUAAUACAAAGUUGACAUCAAAAGUCUUACUACAGAAAUUCAGUGGUACUCAUUAUAUCCUUCCCAGUGAAUUGCCUGGCCUUGAUGUCAAAUGCAUUUGAAAGUUGUUUGGAUAUAUCUUGAAUGAUUUCUGUGGAGCGUGUGAUUUUUAUCAGGAAUAAUUUUAACUUACCUAUACUUCAAAAUUUGUCAUGAGCUGUACAGAAAACUAAUGAUAUUUUUGGUGCUGAUUCAAGAAAAAUGUAUUUUUAAAUAUCCCCCAUCCUGAAUCUUUGUUGAAUAUUUAGUAUAUGAAAUGUAUUUUUAUAAGGUAAGGUAACUCAGAAUUCAAUUUAAAAGUCUUAAAUAUACUGGUGCAGUUCAGCUGUCAUCUCUGUGUUACCAUAGCCAUUUGCUUUCAUUUUAAACCGUAAGUACUAACAUAUAUAGUAACUUGAAUCCUGAUAACUUAAUACAGUCAAGAACCUAGCUUUUUGUCUUUUAGAACGUAGACCAUUUUUAGGAGACUGGUUAGCUGGUGUUUAAUCCAUGAAUAUUAUAUACAGCCUCCCCCAUCACAAUUACACAGUCCUGAAGACAGUCCUACCUCACCCCGGUCCACCUACGUAAUUCUUAUUCUACUGGUAAGUCAGCAUGAACUUGCAGUUGUGACAUGCCCACAACUACAGCUUUGUCGGAGAGAUCGUAAUAUAUCUGUUAGCCAGCUGGUUUUACCUUUCCAAUCCUGCUGACUUGGGCACUGCUCAUAUAUCCAUUCAAGUUCACAAGAAGUAUUCAUUUUACAGGGCCCUCAUUUUUCAAAAAACAUACAAAGGCCGAGUACCAAGGGAAAAGAAAUUCUAAGAGUAAGGAGAUGAUUAUUAUAUUGGGGCUAGAAUCACACAGUGGCUGAGGCUUUUUAAAAAGCCACAGUGUGGAUAGUGACAAAAGUAUAAAUACUCAGAAAAUAAGUUUCAAACAAAAAAGGCAUGAAUUUUUUUUAAUUGUAUAUAGCUUCCUUGAAUCCAUACAUAUUUAGUUAUCCAGCACGUUUAUUUACUAUCUACUCUCAGUGUUUCCAGAAUCAGUUUCACAUUCACUACCAACUCUCCUGUGACUGUUCCUGAAGGCUUUUCUCUUAACUUCUCAACACCAGAACCAACACACAAAACAAAGGGCACUAAAACAGUGGCCCUUUCCUUCAGUUAUAUUUUUUAAAUGUCCGCCAAGGUUUGUCUAUUCUGAGCCAACCCUUGUGACCUAAUCAACUUAGACUAAAUAAUAAUGUUUAAUCAAAUAUAUGUGCCAGUUUUUAGGUAGAACAAAAUUGGGUCAUCUCUGAAUAAUUAAUAUAUGAGCUGAAUCUUUGUGACAAACAGUAUCUUAACAGUUAGGAGAACUUCAGUUAUUUUAUGUUAUGUGGCAAGGAGAUCCCUGGGUUUCAGAGUGUUAGUGUCUAUGAUACAAGGGUUUUGGCAGAAAAUGAGGGUUGCUUCCUGUUUAAUCUGGCCCAGUUAGUGAUACCAAGUAACAGGUACAGCUAAUAGACAGUGACAAUAUAAUAGGAUCCCUUCCAUCCCAGUAGACUGUUAAGUGAGGCUUCCUAGUUGUCUGAAAGGCAAAGAUCCCAUGACUCCUGUCUUAAUUGAGAGUGAGUUGCAUCCAUGAUUUUAUAUAAGCUUUCCACUUAAGUAUAGGGUCAAAGAAGCCACCUUUUAAUCUGACCAGGAGCUGAGUUGAGAUGUAACUACCCCUUGGCUUCCAGACCACACAACACUCAGCUAGUGCAUGGAAACCCCUGCUAUCCCUGAGGGCAGAGUUUAUGUUGUUUGCUUCCUUUAUGCUUUCUUAGUACUUACUAGAUUCCUCUGUCUAUAGAAGGCAUUCACUAAUUAUGCUUUUGACUAUAUUACUUACCUAUAAUUUUUAGUUUGUUUUUAAAAAGCUAAAUACCUCAGUUUGCAAACAGAAUUUUCUCUAAUCUUAUACAGUCUAUCCAAAGACUCUUAAAAAAAUAAAGUCUAUGCUUUUCAUAACUAAGGCUUUAAUUGUGAUUAACUUACGUGCCUGAAAAAGAGGUGACCUUUUGUCAUUAUUUAAGGGACACAUCUUAAUUCAUAGGCCCUCAGUGGAACUAGCUGACUUUAUUUUUUUAAUCUUAAAUACAAUUCUCUGGGAAGCUUUCUGGCCCACAGCCUACCACAGUGAUGGGAUUUAGAGUCUUAAUUCUCAUUUUUAUUUGUUGGCAUCUAUUAAUGCACCCACCGCUCUGCUAGGACAUCAUGAUCAAAAGAGUCCCACAGCAGUUGCACUUGCUCUGAGACUUGUGUCCCAUAAUAAAAUGAAACCUCUAUAUCGGUUCUUGAUUCCUAAUCAACACAUAUACCAUCCUCACCCUGCCUGAAAUGGCUCUAGGAAUUUCUGGAACUGGAAGGUACAAAGUAUGACCACAAAGUCACUGAUUAUGCCUUUACUGUAAUUAGUUUAUUGUGGCAUGAUCUAGUCCCUCUGUAGAGUUACCAGGUGACCAUUUAACUUGUGCAACACGAAGUUCUUUCUCUAAGGGAAUUUAAGAUCUCUGUUUAUUAUGUUUAGAAGACCGUAAAUUAAGAAGGAUUGAGUAACUAUUGGUGAUUUAAAUUUCUGAAAAUUUCCCUUUGAAACCCUAAAUUUUACUUCUGGAAACCUAAGCAAAAAUUAUGUAAAUCAGGCUGUCAGAAAGAAACAUAAUGUGAGCCACAUGUGUAAUUUUUAGUUUUUUUCUAGUAGCUGCCUUAAAAACAGGUGAAAUUAAUCUUAAUAAUACACAUUAUUUAAUCUAAUAAAUCCAGAGCAUUCAUUUCAACACAAAAUAGGUAUUUUAAAUUAUUGAGAUAUUUUAAUUUUUUCAUAGUAUAAGUCUUCAAAGUACAAUGUGUACUUUAUGGCACACCGCACUUCAGACAGCCACAUUUGACUGGUGGCUACAGUUGAACAGGGCAGGUCCAGAUGCCAGAAGCAUUCCAUGGAGGCACAGCAGAAUAGUUAGAAGAAACUAAACUUUAAACCAGACAAAUCUGGGUUCAAAUACUGAUUGCCAUCUGUGUAUGACUUUGGUCAAAUAAAGUCAGUUUCCUACUAUGUAAAAUGGAGAUAGUGUCUAUCAUGUUAGAGCUCUAUAAGGAAUAAAUGAGCUGUACUGUAAAUAAUGUCCCUAAUACAUGGUAGGUUUGCAAAAAAAUGCUAUUAAGUGGGUUCCCUUACCCAGCAUUUCAAGCAGAAAUGUCCUUCCUGCUUUAGGUAUUUGGAUCCUUGAAGAUUUCAAAGCUCUAGCUUUAUACUCCUAUAUGUAUUGUAGUUCCUCUCAUGACUUUGCAGUAAAAUAUGCAGCAUAGAGCUUCUUUCAAGAAUCCAAACGCCUCCACACUUAGAAAAAAUGCCAGCCUCAUCUUCCAAGGCCCUUACUAGGUGUCACCAGUCUCCAAUAGAAGAAAAAAUUCAGGAAGUAGGCAAAAUAAAGAAAAAGAAUUUCAGCAAAUACUUAACAAGGACUUAAAGGAUAGGAGAUUCUGAGAGAAAAUCUAUUUUCAGAAUGGAUCCAGGGCCUUAAAAUUGAGAGUGGCUUAUUGCUCUUUCUGUGUACAACUCCUCUAUGCCUAGUGAAUGAAUUGCUCUUUUAAAUUCAUACCUGAUUUUUUCCCUUUUCGUGAUGGGUCUUGUUAACAUUGAGAAAAUGGAAUGAAAACACAAACAAAAGCAUUCAUUUUUGAUUUAUUGCUUUAAUUGUCCACUUGAAACUCAGGUAAAUCUAAUUGUUCUCACUAGGAAUUUAAUGACAUUGCCAUGACCAUGAGUGCCAGCGGGUCUCAGAGAAGCAGAAAAUCUCCUUAAUGAAAUGUAUAGCUUAUAAAAAUAUAAAAGCAAA
This is a messenger RNA of Phyllostomus hastatus (greater spear-nosed bat), 4806 nucleotides long. It is a transcript of the gene ANKRD49, whose product is annotated as ankyrin repeat domain 49. The coding region runs from base 115 to 855 and encodes 246 amino acids. The record is from RefSeq and is a predicted model, not a curated record. The transcript has 3 exons. Gene Ontology annotation, molecular function: protein binding. Lineage: Eukaryota; Metazoa; Chordata; Mammalia; Chiroptera; Phyllostomidae.